Messenger RNA from Capra hircus (goat), 5534 nucleotides. RefSeq names its product FAM20B, glycosaminoglycan xylosylkinase (gene FAM20B). Gene Ontology annotation, molecular function: phosphotransferase activity, alcohol group as acceptor. The record is from RefSeq and is a predicted model, not a curated record. Lineage: Eukaryota; Metazoa; Chordata; Mammalia; Artiodactyla; Bovidae. Gene Ontology annotation, cellular component: Golgi apparatus. The transcript is spliced from 7 exons. The coding region runs from base 719 to 1888 and encodes 389 amino acids. Gene Ontology annotation, biological process: protein phosphorylation.
GGUCUGCCUGGCUUUUCUUUAUUAGUGGAUGAACUUUGUGACCAUUAUUUUGGCUGCCCAAAGACCUGUGGUUCUCGUUUCUUAUCGUUGGUUUAGAUAGUGAAUUUGCACUCUAUACAGGUGCGUUUAUGUCCCUGUAGUUCUUUCUGUAUAAAAAAGAAAGUGAUAUGGAGAUAUCAGUGUUGGUUUUCAUUUCAGAAAAUAUUGCCAAUAACACUUGAAAGCUUGGUUCCAGCCCUGUCGUGUAUCGUUCUUGGACAAUGUCUUGGACCAUCUCCAGUCUUCCUCUUAGCAUUUCCAAAUCAUCUUUACUCCUAGUCCCAACCAGCACCAUACACCAGCUUGGCAAUAUCAAUGGCCAUGAAAGGUGGAAGCAAGGUAUAUAGAAGGCAGCAGUUUAAAAUUGAGUGUAUAAAAUUGGUAUUAAUAUUUGAUAUAUCAAUAUUUUUACUGUAUUUAUAUUUGAAUUCAUUACAGGACUUAGUUUCCCUAUAUUGGUUAAAAAAAGAGGUCACCUUUAAACCAAAGAGCUGAAGAAAUGCUUAAAACCAUAAAGGUGUCUGCCUUCCUCACUCUUCACUCCUUUUAUUCAGAAUUGUGGGAGGCACCUCAGUGAAGAGAUGGACCAGUGUGUAUAAUCAUGGAGUCUCCUUGCUGACAUCACCACCCGCUCUCCUUGAUAAGUGAGAGUGGUCGGGGAGAAGGAAAAGAGGUCAACAUGAAGCUAAAGCAGCGAGUCGUGCUGUUAGCAAUUCUCCUUGUCAUCUUUAUCUUCACCAAAGUUUUCCUGAUUGACAACUUAGAUACGUCAGCUGCCAACCGGGAGGACCAGAGGGCCUUUCACCGAAUGAUGGCGGGCUUGCGGGUGGAGCUGGUGCCCAAGCUGGACCACACCUUGCAGUCUCCUUGGGAGAUUGCAGCCCAGUGGGUGGUUCCCCGGGAAGUGUACCCUGAAGAGACACCAGAGCUGGGAGCAAUCUUGCAUGCCAUGGCCACCAAGAAAAUCAUUAAAGCGGAUGUGGGUUAUAAAGGGACACAACUGAAAGCCUUACUGAUACUUGAAGGAGGACAGAAAGUUGUCUUCAAACCUAAGCGGUAUAACCGGGACUAUGUGGUAGAAGGGGAACCAUAUGCUGGUUAUGAUAGACACAAUGCAGAGGUGGCAGCCUUUCAUUUGGACAGGAUUCUAGGUUUCCGCCGAGCUCCCUUGGUGGUUGGCAGAUUUGUUAAUCUGAGGACAGAGAUCAAGCCUGUUGCCACGGAGCAGCUCUUGAGCACCUUCCUAACCGUAGGAAAUAAUACUUGUUUCUAUGGGAAGUGUUACUACUGCCGAGAAACAGAGCCAGCCUGUGCUGACGGAGACACGAUGGAGGGGUCUGUCACGCUUUGGCUUCCAGAUGUGUGGCCUCUACAGAAACACCGACACCCAUGGGGCAGGACUUACCGAGAGGGCAAAUUGGCCAGGUGGGAGUAUGAUGAGAGCUACUGCGAUGCUGUAAAGAAAACAUCUCCUUAUGACUCUGGCCCGCGCCUCUUGGACAUCAUUGAUACAGCUGUCUUUGAUUACCUGAUUGGCAAUGCUGACCGCCAUCACUAUGAGAGUUUCCAAGACGAUGAAGGCGCUAGUAUGCUCAUCCUUCUCGAUAAUGCCAAAAGCAUUCGUGUUUCCACCUGGAACAGACUGAACUCCUUGAAGAAUGGUGUGCUGAAGUCUGCCUUAAAAUCCGCCAUGGCCCACGACCCCAUCUCCCCAGUGCUCUCUGAUCCUCACCUGGACGCUGUGGACCAGCGGCUCCUGAGUAUCCUGGCCACCGUCAAGCAGUGCACUGACCAGUUUGGGAUGGACACUGUGUUGGUGGAAGACAGGAUGCCUCUCUCGCACUUGUAAUUCACCACAAAAUAAGUGAAACUGCUUUUUAUAAAGAUAGAGAAACAGCACAAUCAAUUCCAGAUGGUAUGAGAUGGAUUGGAAAUGGCCAGCAGCACAUUCUGGUAAUAGGGGAUAGGGUGGCCUUGGAUUUCUUUGGUGUUUGCUGUAGCAGAAGCUAAAGCAAAGACUUACAAGCUUCAGACCAUGGAACCGUACCUGCUGAACCACCUUCAGACUUCCUUGGCAUUUGCCCAUCCUAGCAGUGGGCAGCACAGUUGGUCAGUCUUAAUUUCUCAUGCCAAAGGAUGAAGAGAGGUGUGACAUUCAACUGGGUUAAUGCUGGGGUUGGUUCUGGAGUGUGUAUUUGGAGUUCAUCCUUAUGGUCCUUUUUCCACACUUGCGAUCUUCCAAAAACACUUUACAGUCUCUUGAGUCCUUUUUUCCAGGAUUAGUCAAAUUGGGGAUUUUACUGCUUCCUGGGGAGCGGCAGCAAGGAACCCGGCAUUCUGUUGAGCCAAAGUAGUAUGCUCUGUUGGAGGGACUAUGCUUUUAAGGUAGAAUUAGAAGGAAGGACAAAAGCAGGAAGGAUGUUUGGGCUUUUAAGUAAGAAGGUGGUAGUGCUUUUGAUGAUUCUUAAAGGAGAGAAGAAGAGAGAGAGACCUGCUUGGUAGAACCAGAAUCAAGGAGGUGAUUGAAUUAGUGAAAAACAGGUUCCGCUAUAUUUAAGUUCUUAACAUAUAUAAAAGCAAGCAUGACUUGUACCUAAGUAAGAGUUGCAUUCUCAUGGUUAUGUCCAAAUUAACCCAAAAAAAUUGUCUGUAGAGAACCUACUGUUACAACACAAGUACAAUUCUGUUAUGGAGGUUUACUUUCUUUUUUGCCCCAAACAGGCAAAUCCUUUGCAGAUUAACAAAGCAAACUGACAAUAACGCCUUGCGUAAGAGUUAGGUUGCCUGCGAUCCCUGCCAUUCUGAUUUCCAAAAUGAAUUUUCACUUUUGUCUUCAAGGUACUUAGUUGUUAAAGCUGUUGUUCCCAAGAGACUGGCGAUCCUAUUUGUGCCUUUCUUGGAGAAAAGCCAGCUCAUUCCUACAGCUAAUAGUUCACAUCCUGCUGGUGGCUGGACCUGUCUAGUGAUUUGGGCCACGCAGAAGGCUAGAAACACAGAUUUUAAGCCUUCUGAGCCUUAAAAUUAAGGUGGUUACCAGGAAGAGCCUUAAGAUUUUGAUUUAUGUCAUACCCUGUCUUGUUCUGAACCCCUGAGGUAGUGUUCUUCUGUCUUCUAUUAGCACUUUCAAAUAUCAGGUUGCUAAAACAGGCUUAGUUGUAUGUUCUGGCAAAGUGAUUUUGACAUGUAACCAGUUGCAUUAAAAUACAGGGCGAGGAGAGCUGGCCUGGUGGGUCCACUUGUGCGUCCUCAGAGCUGGAAGCUUCUCUCCUGCAUUUUGUCUGGGGACUCUUCGGGUUUUGACUUCUGUGAAGCAAAGACUAAUAUUUAAUUAAAGUGUGGUUGAACAAAUUUACUGCCAGCCACUGGAGACCAAUUUUAGGUAACCACCCUUUCAAAAAUGGUUUAGAAUUUGUGCUCUAAUUUUCUCAAAUUGAAAGUCCACUGAGUACCCAGUAACUACUUUAAAGUAACAUGAAAUUAGGGUACUUUUGUACUUAGUUUGUACAUUUGGAGAUGUACACAGAAUAGGCUUAUUUUUUAAAAGCUUUUGGAUUUAAGACAUAGCAGACAUAUCAAAACACUGAGCUAAUGUUAACAGGAAGAGGCACUGAUUUCAGUUUUAAAGUCAUGUACCAUGUGCAUCCAGGGAAGUACACAUUUGAGCUUGAGAAUACCUUGGAUGGUGCUCACCUCAAAGCAUCAGGGAGCCAGUAAGAAGGUAGUCAGUGCUGCUUUGCUUGAUAAAUGUUAGUUGAACUAAUUCUUUCAAACACAUGAUAUUGUUCUUUGGUAUGCCCCAGUGGAAUGAGUAAGAACUGUUCUCAAACUCGGAAACUUUAUUCAUAAUGCUGAAGGCAGAAGAUUCUGUUGAGGGAAAAUGCAGGAGGGAAGGCUGCUUUGAAAACGUCUCAUUCUUUUUUCCAAACACUGCUUCAUUCUCCUUCCCUAUUUUAAUAUCUUAAAAGGUGUUCAGAUGUAUAGUAGUUAAAGUUAGAAUUGUGCUAAGAGAGUGCUGUGAACUGAUGCUUAGAAUAUAAAUUUAUGUUCUAAGUCAAUACUGGAUUAAGCUGAGAAAAGUGUGUUUAGGUAAAUCUCAGAGAAAACCAACCAUAAGCUCUUAGUUCUAAAAUUCAUAAACACUAUAUUCUGAUUAAAAAAAUAGGUAGAUAUUGUUUUUUAAAGUUUUGUAACACUGUCCUUUUUAUGGUUUAUCUUUUGGAAUUGAGGGUUGUUAUAAUCAGGUCAUUGGAAGGGUUUUUGGUUAGUCUUUAAGUUGGGUAUGCCUAGUUAACAUCUAAAGAUAAACAUGGAUACAUUUCAAUCUUCUAAAACUAAGAAAAUCAGAACUGAGUAGCAUUUCUGCACUCCUUCUCCUGCUUUUUAAAUAUAUUUAUUCCAGAGUUUGCGGGAAUAUGGGUAUAGAGGUUUCAUCCUAAAAUUGUUCUUUAAUUUGAAGGUGUAUUAUUAGUUUGGGGUAAAUAAUUUUCUGUGCAAAACAAAUUAAUAGACAGGAUCUGACUUGCUCAGAGUAUUGCUUAAUAAUAUAUUAAUAAGGCAUUUCUCUGUAUUUGCUCUCAGGAUUAAUAUGUCAAAUGAAAUGUAAUAAGGAAAGGGAGAAUUCAGGUACAUCCAUUGUAUACUGUUUGGGGCAAAAUGAAUCCUCUACAUGGCCAAAUUUCAGUGUCACCUGAAAGCCACAUGUUCUUCCAAAGAAAUCCAUCUUUUCUUUCUUUCUUUUUUUUUUAAAAAAAGAGGCUUUUGGCCUUCCCCUCCUAUCCAGCAUGUUCCUUCACCCUCUCUUCUCCACAGCUUCCAUAUUCUCAUUUGACCAGUCCAUGACCACACCUCAAAUGAUGGUAAACAGCAGCUGUCAUUUUGUGAGCUUGGGCUUCAGGAAACAUGAGUCAAGGUAUAUGUAUGUAUAUAGUCAUAUAUGUAUUCUAACAAGAAAAUAUUUAUUUUCACACAGGGAAACACUGACUUAUGUUGCUGAAGAACCUGAAGCUAGUAAAAGGUUCUCAGUCUCUGAGCGUGAACCUAAGUGACAAAAAGACCAACCAUUCAGGAAACACCUACUGUGCUAGCCAGGGCCGGUGCCCGAGGCAGAUAGACCCGCCUCGUAAGACUGCUGUACAGCAGGGGAGGGCCAGUUUUCCUCCCUUCCACUCCUCAAGUCUGGGUUGAAAAGGUGGGGGCUGGAUACUAUACUGCCACAGGUUUUUAAGGAACUAAGGUGUUACUCAAAAAUACAAAAUGUUUAGGGGGGGAAUCUGGGAAUAAUUUACCGGGAAGUAAUUUAUUUGCUUAAGAGAGAGGUGUUAAGAACCACGACCCUCGGUUCUGAUCUGCCAAGGAUUUCCUCUCAGAGCUCUUGCACAAAUAGAGGUUGUGCUUGGUAAGACAUCAAACAAGACAGAUAUGCACCUAAAUUUCUAAUGUGUUCUAUGGGUUUCAAUUCUGAAAAAAAAGACAAUGAAUAAAGAUUUUAAUAAGUA